Molecule: messenger RNA, 2631 nt
Organism: Sorghum bicolor (sorghum)
Lineage: Eukaryota; Viridiplantae; Streptophyta; Magnoliopsida; Poales; Poaceae
Product: achilleol B synthase
Exons: 20
Coding region: 56-2437 (793 amino acids)
Biological process (GO): triterpenoid biosynthetic process
Cellular component (GO): lipid droplet
Molecular function (GO): intramolecular transferase activity
Source: RefSeq, a predicted model, not a curated record
ACGCGUGGGUCAUUCAGUUUGGCAACCUCUCUCCAAUUCGCUGCGCCCAACGAUCAUGUGGAGGCUCAAGGUCGCCGAGGGGGGCGGGCCAUGGCUGAAGUCGUGCAACAACUUCCGCGGGCGGGCGGUGUGGGAGUUCGACCCGGAGCUCGGCACGCCAGAGGAGCGCGCCGAGGUGGAGAGGGUGCGCCGGGAGUUCACGGAGCGCCGCUUCCAGAAGAGGGAGUCCUCUGACCUCCUCUUGCGCAUGCAGGAACAGAAGCUAAACGAACGAGCCCUAAAGUGGGAAGAGAAGGGCGAUGGAGUGUUUAUUCUCGAGCAAUCAACGGAUAUCGUGGGACGGAAGGUCUCGAGUCGGGACGGAACGGGAUUGUAUGCAAAGCAUAAACAUCUUCAGGUGGAUCCUCCACCCACCAAGCUCGCAGAAAAUGUAGAAGUCACAGAGGAGAUCAUAUUAGCGGCAUUGAGGCGAGCCCUCGAUCAACAUUCAAGUCUGCAAGCAGAAGAUGGGUGCUGGCCAGCCGACUAUAGUGGCAUUUUGUUCAUUAUGCCUCUCCUGGUAUUCGCUCUAUAUACCACUGGGUCACUCGAUACCGUCCUAUCUAAAGAACAUCGACGUGAGAUAUGUCGCUAUAUUUACAAUCAUCAGAAUGAAGAUGGUGGCUGGGGUAAACAAGUGUUGGGACCAAGCACCAUGUUCGGCUCAUGCUUGAACUAUGUUGCCUUAAGACUUAUUGGUGAAAAGCCCACGAAUGCUGCAUUGACCAAAGGACGUCAGUGGAUUUUAUCCCAUGGAAGUGCAGCUGCAAUUCCACAGUGGGGAAAGAUAUGGUUCUCGGUGAUGGGUUUGUAUGAUUGGUCUGGAAAUAAUCCAAUAGUUCCUGAAUUAUGGCUUGUCCCACACUUUCUUCCAAUUCAUCCAGGACGAUUUUGGGUAUUUUGUCGUAUGGUGUAUCUGCCUAUGGCUUAUCUCUUUGGUAGAAAAUUCAUCGGAACGAUUACUCCAACUAUAUUGGAAUUAAGGGAUGAGCUCUAUUCCGUACCAUACAGUGAGGUUGAUUGGGAAAAAGCUCGUGAUACUUGUGCCAAGGUGGACCUUAUAUAUCCUCGAACAAUGGCACAAAAUCUUGUAUGGACCUGCCUUAAUAAGGUUAUAGAGCCAAUGCUGAAUUGUUGGCCAGUAAAUAAGUUAAGAGAUAUAGCAUUGAAAAACAUCAUGAAACAUAUCCACUACGAAGAUGAAACUAGUAAAUACAUCUGUACAUGUCCGAUAAACAAGGCGCUAGAUAUGAUUUGUUGUUGGGCAGAGAAUCCAAAUUCAGAUUCAUUCAAAAAACAUCUUCCAAGGAUAUAUGAUAUGUUAUGGAUUGCGGAAGAUGGCAUGAAGGCACAGGUCUAUGAUGGUAAUCCAACAUGGGAGACUUCUUUCAUUGUCCAAGCCUAUUGCUCCACAGGUCUUGUUAAUGAGAUUGGUUCAACACUCCGUAAAGCUCAUGAAUUUAUUAAGAGUUCACAGAUUUGUGAGAACCACCCCGACUACAAAACUUACUACCGUCAUAAAUCAAAAGGUUCAUGGACACUUUCAACAGCAGAUAAUGGAUGGUCAGUAUCUGACUGUACUGCUGAAGCAGUGAAGGCAUUGAUGUUGUUAUCAAAGAUUUCCCCAGAUCUUGUGGGGGAACCCAUAGAAGGACAAAGUUUGUACAAUGCAGUGGAUUGCCUACUUUCUUAUGUGAACAAUGAUGGCACCUUCUCAACAUAUGAGUGUAAGAGAACCACACCUUUAUUGGAGGUUCUCAACCCUUCAGAGAGCUUUAUAAAUAUUGUUGUUGAUUAUCCAUCUGUUGAAUGCACAUCAUCAGUGCUACAAGCUCUGAUUAUGUUCAGAGACCUAGAUCAUGGGUAUCGCAAAGAAGAGAUAGGAAAUUGCAUUGAAAGCGCAACUAAGUUUAUUGAGAAAGAACAACGAAAAGAUGGCUCCUGGUUUGGCAGUUGGGGUGUAUGUUUCACAUAUGGGUCGUUCUUUGCGAUAAAAGGGUUAGCUGCUUCUGGAAGAACUUACAAAAAUAGUGAUACCAUCAGGAAAGCAUGUAACUUUUUGUUGUCGAAGCAACUACAUACAGGUGGAUGGGGAGAAAGUUAUCUUUCUAGUGAAACUGAGGAAUAUGUGGAUGCUAGUAGACCUCAUGCUGUGAACACUGCUUGGGCAAUGUUAGCCUUAGUUUAUGGUGGGCAGGUGGAACGUGAUCCAACACCAUUAUAUAAAGCUGCAAAAGUGUUGAUCAAUAUGCAACUAGAAUCUGGUGACUUUCCACAACAAGAACAUGUUGGGUGCUUUAAUAGUUCUUUGUACUUCAACUACGGGAACUACCGCAACUUGUAUCCUAUAUGGGCUCUUGGGGAAUUUCGUCAACGGCUCCUUGCAAGAAAGAAGUGAAACCAAAAUCCAUGAAAUCUAGGCUAUUUUACUUUAUUACAAAGAAUAUACAAAAUGUUCAGAAUUACUGUUAUAUGUUAGUAAUUGUGCUUACGGUCCGGUUAUGAUAGUGGAAAACUAAUGGCUGUCGUACAUAAUAUAUUGAUGUGACCUUCCGAAUCUAAGGACAGAGCUGUCGCUCUUUCUUGUUUUUA